CAAAUACUUUAUUGUUCGCGAACGACGUUAUUAUGUUUCAAUAAACUUUAUUUAUACAGCAAGUGAGCUUUAAUCCUUGACAGUCGGAUUCAAAAUAACAACAGACAAGGGGAAAAUGUAUAGCAUUUCACAUAACUGAACAACAGUCGGAAUUUCACUGGAAUUUCCAAAAGAAUUUCAUGGACGCCUCUCUGUGGUGAACAGCCAUCGGAAAGGAGCUCACCUUUGCUCCUGGAGGUAUCAAUCAUUAGGGAUGGAUGUGGCCUCAGCAGGUGACAGGAGCACAGAGUGCCAACUGGCCUCUGAGGAGAUGGAGGGUAUCUGUGUAUUGCCAGACAUGGGGGCCAUCAAGGCAGAGCAUCAAGUGGGGGGAGUGAGUGGGGAUGAAGGAGGAUCCCAGAACGUUGCCAUGGGGAUUAAAUUCAUCCUGCCUAACCGCUUCGACAUGAACGUCUGCUCUCGCUUUGUCAAGUCACUCAAUGAGGAGGACAGCAAGAACAUCCAAGACCAAGUCAACUCUGAUUUGGAGGUGGCAUCUGUCUUGUUUAAAGCGGAGUGCAACAUUCAGACGUCUCCUUCACCAGGCAUCCAAGUGCGACACGUAUACACGCCGUCCACCACCAAACACUUCUCCCCCAUUAAACAGUCCACCACACUCACCAACAAGCAUCGCGGCAAUGAAGUGUCCUCAACCCCACUCCUGGUGCACUCUCUCUCCAUCCAUCAACUGGCCGCUCAAGGGGAAAUGGUGUUUCUGGCAAGCAGGAUUGAGCAAGAGACUGUGAUAAACUUGCAAGAUGAGGAAGGGUUCACUCCUCUGAUGUGGGCUGCUGCACACGGGCAGAUUGCUGUGGUGGAGUUCCUGCUGCAGAAUGGGGCAGACCCCAACCUCCUGGCUAAGGGCAGGGAGAGUGCUCUGUCUCUGGCUUGCAGUAAGGGCUAUACCGACAUUGUGAAGAUGCUCAUUGACUGCGGUGUGGAUGUCAAUGAGUAUGACUGGAAUGGUGGGGCCCCUUUGUUGUAUGCAGUUCAUGGAAAUCAUGUCCGUUGUGUGGAAAUCCUUCUAGAGAGCGGAGCUGAUCCCACCAUGGAGUCUGACUCUGGCUUCAACGCGAUGGACAUGGCAGUCGCAAUGGGCCACAGGAAUGUUCAACAGGUCAUGGAAGCACACCUGCUAAAACUGCUACAAGGAAUUAAAGAGUGACUACAGCACAUGAAUGUGACUGCACACAAAUCAAUUUGGAUACUAACAGACUAUUUACUUCGCCAAUUCAUCUCCAGAUGCAUCAAAUGUACCUGAAGUCAUUUUUCUUUCAUUUACAACCAACCCAAUAGAUAAUUUUAGUUUGUUUCGUAGCUAGAUUUUUUUUUAAGUGUUCACAAGUUUUGUGUAGCAGUACAUUCACAAAGUUUACCAGUUUUCCGUUGAUGCAUAGGUUUUUUGUAAAGAUUCCCGCACAGAAAAGGUAGAAGUUGUUUUUGUUCUGUCAUUAACAAAAUAAUGUUAUAUAUAUGUGAUGUAAUCGGCAUGGAUGGGUUUCUUUUGCUUUAUUCCCAUUGUUGUUAUGAGUGUACAGUUACUUUAAUUUAUUUAUUUAGGAACCAUCAUAAGGUUAUUUGUGAAUGAAACCCUCUCUAGUUUUGUUACUUGUUUAGAAAACCAGAGAUUGCUUUUUUUUAAGCAUGCCAAAACAUGAAAAGGUUUCUCUCUCUGUGUAAUGCAUGUUUCAGAUACAUUGUUUAGAUAAAAAUUUCUUCCAAAUGAACAGUGAGGAAAAACACUGGUGCCAUUUUCAGUUUGUGUUUCCCUAGUUAAUGUUUGUGAUUACUUCACCCACUUUGCCUCGAGGCAAACCAAAUAAUUCACAUAAAGAAUAACAGUAUUGUGGCUGGUUUUACACAAGAUCCGAAUUUUCAAGGACAAUAAGAUACUUUCCCCAUUUCUUGUCAUCAGUAAAAGGAAGAAUACUGAAGUCCGCUGCUCGCCCAGUCUGUUUUAUAGCUUCCCAUCACUUUGAUGUAAUUGCCACUUGCGUGUUAUUUUUGGGCUUAUAAACCAUUUUGAUAUAAUCCAUAA
Anguilla anguilla (European eel) is the source of this 2077-nucleotide messenger RNA. RefSeq names its product ankyrin repeat, family A (RFXANK-like), 2 (gene ankra2). Gene Ontology annotation, cellular component: nucleus. The transcript has 9 exons. Bases 254 to 1204 code for a protein of 316 amino acids. The record is from RefSeq and is a predicted model, not a curated record. Gene Ontology annotation, molecular function: protein binding. Gene Ontology annotation, biological process: regulation of gene expression. Lineage: Eukaryota; Metazoa; Chordata; Actinopteri; Anguilliformes; Anguillidae.